Molecule: messenger RNA, 4087 nt
Organism: Ictalurus punctatus (channel catfish)
Lineage: Eukaryota; Metazoa; Chordata; Actinopteri; Siluriformes; Ictaluridae
Gene: itgb3bp
Product: integrin subunit beta 3 binding protein
Exons: 8
Coding region: 1959-2411 (150 amino acids)
Biological process (GO): regulation of DNA-templated transcription; CENP-A containing chromatin assembly
Cellular component (GO): nucleoplasm
Source: RefSeq, a predicted model, not a curated record
CACCACUGUUUAUUGUUUUAAAUGUGAUUUUUUUUUUAGUGUGGUAUCACCUGCUAUACACUCAGUUGCCAGUUCAUUAAAUACACAAAAUAUAUAGGUAUAUAUUAUACAUAUGUAAUAUAUCAUAAUAUAUAUUUAAAGUUAUAUUAUUACUGAUUGUAAUACAUCUGUUGCUGUGAAGAGUUUGUCAGUCCCUUGUAUCCCUUCUUUCUAAUCAGAUAUGAUUUGGGUAGUGAACAUUUUCUGCAUGUGUUCACCACUUUAUUACACACGCCAACCCUGUUGAGCCACCUUUGUAAGUGUACAGUUGGAGACUAUAGCUCAGUAUUUACAGUAUAUGUAACAUUUCCAGUCAGGCAGGUUUUGUUGUCAUUCCUUCAUGUUAGUUGUGUACAAUGGAACAAAAUGUUGUUUCUUCAGGACGCUGGUGUGACGGACAAUACUGUGAACUUUACAAAUGAAAUGUGGUCAGGGGAAAAAAAAAAUCUUGAAUGAUUGUGAUCGGAGGUCUUUAAAGGGUCAUGAAACCUUCAAUCUUUCAGCUCAAGUCUACCUCGCAAUUUUUGAAAAAUGCAGUUUAAAUGUGCGUGGAUGGCUGUGUGAAGAAGGGCGGGGGAGUGGGCGUGGCAGGGAAAGGCAGGAGAGGAAGAGGAGGGAGAGCCUUCAUAACACACCAUAAUAUGGAUUGUGACAUCUACUACAUCUGUAGGAAAGGACCACGUGCUGUCAUUAAUAAUUAAGAGACACCGACAUGUCAUCGAUGUACUACAGUACACUGCCACGUCACUGCCUGUGACUUGUGACACGACGAGAUUUUAAACCCGGAAGACGAAAAUAGCGUAAAAAUACCCCAACUCAAAAUUAACCAUUUUUAUUCUACAAUUAAAAUGUACGGAUGCUAAGAUUGUCUUUUAUGAUGUGUGAUACGAAGACCUCUGUUAAAAUCUCAGAAAAAGUAGUUUUCAUGACACUUUAAAACGCUUGGUGAAGUCGCAUUGUAAAAAAAAUAAAAAUAAAUAAAUAAAUAAAAAGGUCAGAAGCACUCAUGGCUAUGUUUAAUAGUGACAGGAAGAGCAUUUCCACACACAAUGUGAGGAGAACAUACAGGAUUGGGACUUAACAGCUGUGCGGCCACAAGAAAGCCACUUGGUAGUGUGGCUAAUCGGGGAAAAAAAAUGACUUAAAUUUGCUAGAGAGGGUAAAGAUUGGACAAGGUCAUGUGGUCUGAUGAGUCCAGAUUUACCCUAUACCAAAGUGAUGGGUACGUCAGGGUAAGAAGGGAAGCACAGGAAGCGAUGCACCAGUUAUUCAUAGUGCCUACUGUACAAGCCUCUGGAGGUAGUGUUAUGAUCUGGGGUUGCUUCAGUCGGUCAGGUCUAGGCUCAGCAACAUUAUGCAGAAAUAAAAUGAAGUCAGCUGAAUACUUGAAUGUACUAAAUGACCAGGUUAUCCCAUCAAUAGAUAUUUUUUCUUCCCUGACAGCACAGGUAUAUUCCAGGAUGACAAUGCCAAGGGCUCAAAUUGUGAAAGCAUGAUUCCGGGCGCAUGAGGAAUCAUUUUCACACAUGAAUUGGCCACCACAGAGUCCUUACCUUAAUCUGAUUGAAAGUCUUUGGGAUGUGCUGGAGAAGACUUUACGGAGUGAUUCAACUCACCCGUCCUCUAUACAAGAUCUCGGCCAAAAAUGAAUGCUACUCUGGGCGUAAAUAAACGUUUUGACGUUGCAUACGGUUGUUGAAACAAUGUCAUGACAAAUUUGCGCCAUAAUCAAAGCUAAUGGUGGUGCGACGAAAUAUUAGCGUGUGCGACUUUUUUCUUUUUUUUAGGCCAGCAGGAUACAAUAAUUAGACAGGACAACAGAACAAUAUUGUAUGGAUUAUAAGGCAUGACCAUAAUCAUCCCAGUCGAAUAGUCCACAUACUGAACAUUAACUGGUCACUGGUGGUCCCUUUCUGCUGAUGGUUGCGGUAGAGACUCCAGUCAAGAGGCACACCAAAGAAAGGAACUAUUCCCCUUUGACUGGAACGAUGCCCAUGACCCCAACAGCCAAAACCCAAGCAGGUAAUUACAAAACCAGUGGGACCACUGUCAAUACCCUGGAAGCACAAGAGCCACAGACAGAAGCCGAGAGAAUGGAUUUUCUCAGGUCUAAAUUGGAAGGAUCUAUAGAGGCCGUAAUGAAGACCAGGCAAGAGCUUGAGUUGUUAUUGCCUGUAGAGGGCAACAGUGAGCUGAGGAGUUUGUUGCUGAUGGGUCAUGCUGACUUGUGCACUGAACUGAAGAGACACAAAGAGCUGGCUUCUAAAGUGAACUGUCAUGUUAAUGCAAUGCAAAUUCACAAGAAGUGGCUCCAAGGUGCAACACAGACUGGCAGCUCUUAUGAGUUUUUGAAGAACAUCUUAAGUGGCUGAGAAGGCCAACCUGAACAACAGCUGCUGGCCACACAAACCAUCCUAUUUCUGCCCAAGGUGGAUCAUAUAACUCUCACUUUAUCACCCCCAGAGGCAGCAUGAAGGACAAAAGCACAAGGUGGCCUGUUAACUUUUGUACUUGUGUUUUCCCAUAUACACGGCCUCCUUUUGUUGGAAGUAAAAAGUCUUGGGGUGUGGUUUUUGGCAAUAAUUUGACAUGAAUUGUGUCUGGACAAACCCCUCCAGCCACUUCAGCCUGACCAUCCUUUCAUGGAAAGAAAAAAGAAGACAAAUCCUGAGUACUGGAUUCUGAGUCUGUGCAUUUAUUCCAUUACAUUCAUGCGCUGUUGAAUGCUCAUUUCUGAUUGGUCAGAAGGUGUUGAUUAUUUUUCUUUAACAGUAGAUCUGUCGAUAGUUCCGGCUGUAAGAACGAGCUUAUAUUAAUGCACUCAUUCUAAUACAUUAUCGUUGUUUCUAUGGUAACAAUUUUCACAGAGACUUGUAUGGUGAAUGCUUCACAUAAUUCAAGACUAAUUAUUAAACAUUAAAAAAAAAAAAAGUGUGUUAAUUAACCAAGAAAAAUGAACAAGCUUUCUGCAAGGAGAUGAUUAUUUAUGGAACAUUUAUGGAAGGAGUCUCCAGUGUUCAACCACGGGAGCACGUUCUUUCCGUUUCCACUUUGUGCUUUUCAGGUUCUCAGGAACAUAACGAAAUGCAUUUUUUUUGUGUCUUAUUCAAUACAACGGAGAGGGGGAAAAAAGGCUGGUGAGGGAACAACAGAGGCAGUUUAUAAUCUUAAGCGUGAACAGGAACAGGAUCCACAACAUUAAACCUAACUAUAAAUGGAUAAAAAUGACAUUCAUUAAUAAAUUAAAUCAUUAGGAAAUUGCUGUUUUAUAAGUGUAAUACAACAUGUUGGCAUACUGCUAUAUUAAAUAAUCACUGUUGUAACAGGUUGCAUUACACUGCCCCAUUGUUGAUUAUUUUCCUAUAGCAGCAUGCCCCCAGGUGUAUUUAUUUUCCUUACUUAUAACUAGAUAGUGCAAGGUCUUACAACCAUGGUCAAGCUCCUUAAUGUUUUUGGUGCUUGUUUCCUGGUCCAUCACUGAAUUAACCAACCUGUCUUUUUCUCCUUUAACGCCAAUUGUAUCUCUAUCUGUAUUUGAUUUCUCUGUUUUUCUGCACGUAUUGAAUCAGAAGCAGUCCAUUCUCCUAGUCGCGUGUGUGUGUGGGGCUGCGGGGCUUGUGCAAGCUGUAACACUAUAGCCCCUCUGUGACCUGAUAACAUUUACAGUUGUAAUGGAUUUUUUUAAUACCAGUCAUUAACUCGUGUGAAAGAAGGAGGUGGCGAAAGAUUGUGUGCACCUUUGUUCCUCUGGUAUUUCAGCUUUAUGACAUUGUGUUCCGAUAUGUCCCUUCCCAUCAUUUUUGUUUAAUGGGGCAUGCAGGCAAUGCAUUUUAUUCAAGGUAUAUCUUUUUUUUUUUUGUGGGGACACAUGCACGGUAUUUUUUUGACGUUCACUUAAAGUGCUUGAUCUUACUGUAAUUUUAUUCAUCAUUUCAAGGAGAUUUUCUGGUUUGCUGAUACAGAAUAAGAGACCCCACAACAAUUUUGUACAAAAGAAUUUAUUGAUGUGUAGAAAAAUUUGUUAAUAAAGGAAGGUAACAAAUGGUCA